Messenger RNA from Dissoconium aciculare CBS 342.82, 1173 nucleotides. RefSeq lists its product as uncharacterized. The transcript has 2 exons. The record is from RefSeq and is a predicted model, not a curated record. Bases 1 to 1173 code for a protein of 390 amino acids. NCBI's taxonomy places the organism in Eukaryota, Fungi, Ascomycota, Dothideomycetes, Mycosphaerellales, Dissoconiaceae.
AUGUCUGCAAAGCACAUUUCAAAACCAUGGGUCUACAUCGUCCUCGUGAUCCUGACCGACCGCGUAGCAGCCGCAUAUUCCAAAACCUACGAAGCCUUCUUCCCGUUCAACGGCGAACUCAUCCCGAAGAUUCUGACGGGGACAUGUCGUGGGGAUGAUUGCGUCGCGGGCGUGGAUUGCUCGGCGCAAUGGGCGGCCUUCCGGGCGACGACGACGCAUUCCGAUGCGGAGGAAUCCUGCAAAGUCGUAUUCGAUUGCAUCGCGACCGGCCUCUUGCCGCGCUACACAUCCAAUUUCCAGAGCGCACAGGUCUUCCUGGGUCUGGUCCCGACGCUGCUCUCGCUGAUCGCACCAUCGAUCGGCGAGAUCGCGCUUCUCUCCACGAAGCGGAAACUCCUCACAUUCAUACUCGCAUUCACAAAUCCCGUCAUCUACAUCCCGCGGAUGCUCGCCUACACCGACCCGCUCAAAUCCCUCGAGCGGACGGAACCCCUCGCAGCAGUUCCCAGCAUACUGCUCGGUCUGGACGGCUGGACAGCGACGAUAGCUUCAAUGCUGCAGUUCCUCCUGGCGAUUGCGGCGGCGGCGAAUGUGUUGGAGCAGAUCGUCGCGAUGGGAUACCGGUCGGUGAUAAUUUGGGCGUGCUCGGAUAGCUGGCUGCCGCUGGCGUGGGGGACUUUCCCGCUCUUCAUCCACAUCUGCAGUGUCGCGGGCUGGCAUAUGACGCAUGCAAUGCAGGGCGUCCGGGAGGCGCGAAGACGUCGACAGCAGCAGCGGAACAGCGGUGGUGCGCUGGUGGGUUUCUUUCGCGAACAGAUUCGACUCUCGUCGCAGGGUGUUCGGCUGGGACUUGUGGAUCACGCGCGCAAUCUCGACAAGGAUCGGUUCGAGACUUAUGCGGAGAAUUCCGGGGCGGUCGCUUUGCAUCAGGUUGCGGCGUUUGCGGUUUUUCUCAAUCUGAUAUUUGGCACAUUUGUUCUUUCGUCGCUCAGCUUUGUGAAUACGCGGAGUGCGAUUUAUAUUGUUCUGCGGUUUCUGACAUCGGCGCUGGUCUGUCGCUUUUUGGUGACUUGGGAGCUCGAGGGCUUGAGGGUUGCCGAGCAGCUGCCGAGAAGCAAGGAGCGUCAGAAAGAAGACGAAGUCGAGAUGCACUUAGUCCCGUAUCGCACAUGA